CACUCACUGGACUUCCAGUAGAGGAAUGCAAGCAGCCGCUGUCCGUUGUAGGUUACGGUUCUUACUGAAAUAACGCUUUUUUUCACGGUUCUACUGGCUUUUACGGGAAGAAAACAACAUUCGAAUACAUUUCAAAAGGCGACCAGAACCGAUGGGGACGUUAUGUCGUUGGAGUUACGCGGGUGGAUUUGGUUGUUUUAGUUGAGAAGAAGGAAAGUGUUGCGCUCGGAGAAACAGCGGUGGGAUUAAACAUGCUGACACCGAUUUUAGUAUACUUGUUAUCGGUCCUCCUGCUGUGUCGGAUAGCGUUCUCUCAAUACUCCAGCGAUCAGUGUAGUUGGAAGGGCAGUGGUCUGACCCAUGAGGGCCACAGCCGUGAUGUGGAGCAGGUCUACCUACGUUGUUCCCAGGGUUCCCUCCACUGGCUCUACCCUACAGGGGCCGUCAUCGUCAACCUGCGGCCCAACACCCUGUCCCCGGCAGCCGCCCGUCUCUCCGUCUGCAUCAAGCCCUCUAGGGACUCCCACGGGGCCAACAUCUACCUGGACCGGGCCGGGAAGCUGCGCCUGCUGCUGAGGGAGCAGGACCAGGCCCAGGGGAAGGUGACCUGCUUCAGCAUCCAGGACGGGUCUCUGUUCAUAGAGGCCAUACCUCACAGAGACAUCAGUAAGAGAAUCACCUCGUUCCAGUAUGAGCUGGUGACAGAGAGGACCGGGGCUGGACCACAAGCACUGUCUGCUCCCUGUCAGCCCUGCAGUGAUGCUGAGGUGCUGUUAGCAGUCUGCACCAGCGACUUUGUGGGGAGGGGCACCAUCCAGGGGGUGGAGCAGGAGGCGGAGCAGUUGUCGGUCACCGUGGCGAUAAGCCACCUGUACAGACAGAAGACUCAGGUGUUUGUGUCAGGGGGGGUGAGAGUGAGGAGGUGGACAGGCAGGGUGAGGAUGCCCAGGCAGUGUGGGGUGAGGCCCGGCCCGGGGAAGGGGGAUGGAGACUUCCUGUUCACAGGGAGCGUAAGGUUCGGGGAGGCCUGGAUGGGCUGUGCCCCGAGAUACAAGGACUUCCUCAGACUGUACCAGGAGGCAGAGCAGAGUGGGACUAACCCCUGUCAUGUGGACACAGACUGAGUGUCAGGGAGCUACCUGGCCACACCCACAACAACAGGCCUCUUCCUGAAUGGACAGCAGACCCGGGUCUGAGCCGAAUGUGGACACUGACUGAGAGGGGUGCAGACAGACAGACAGAUGGACAGACAGACUGGCCCAGACAUACAGACACCUUCUGAUCCUACUGUCUUCCUGCUCUGGAGUUCCUGAAUGUUGCCAAGCAGCAUUGUAACUGUUGGACUCAUUUCUCAAAGCCAACGUUGUUGUUAUUGUUGUUGUUGUGGAAUGUUCUAAACCUGUUCCGGAAUGUUCUGGACAGUUCUAGAAUGUUCCAAAACAGUUCCAUUGGAAUGUUCUCAGACUUCAUUCUCUGAGACGUACAUCAACAGUCAGAUGAUGUGAGGUUUGUAAUGUAGCAGACCCUCUCUGGACCUGAUGUGUAGAAGAUGUGAACCAUGAACAUUUCUGAAACGGAGGAUCCAACUGCUUUGUGAAAAGCUUCAUGUACAGUUUUGAAGAUGUUUCUUAUGAAAGAAAUGUAAACAUUAAAAGCCUGAUUUUUAAUUUGUGAUUUAUUUUGUUUUUAUGAAAAUGUAGAAGUGCAAUUUACAGUCUUUAUUAUGUCCUCAGGCUGUUGAAUUAUAAACCCCCUUUUUGUGUGAUUAAAAGUUGUAUUCCUUGGAA
This is a messenger RNA of Oncorhynchus keta (chum salmon), 1787 nucleotides long. It is a transcript of the gene metrnla, whose product is annotated as meteorin like, glial cell differentiation regulator a. Bases 252 to 1124 code for a protein of 290 amino acids. NCBI's taxonomy places the organism in Eukaryota, Metazoa, Chordata, Actinopteri, Salmoniformes, Salmonidae. Gene Ontology annotation, biological process: positive regulation of brown fat cell differentiation; energy homeostasis. The transcript has 5 exons. The record is from RefSeq and is a predicted model, not a curated record. Gene Ontology annotation, molecular function: hormone activity.